GCAAGUUUGCUACGCUAGCUCUACGCUAUUGACCACAGCCGUAAAUUGGGCUACUGCGGGUCACCGCGUCGUCAGAAGUUCAUUACAGUGUCCACGCUGCACCAUACGAGCGCGCGCUUGAAAGUCACGUAGCGCCGUCGCCCGUGCAAGGACCCCUGGUACAGCACCCCUAGAAAGCUCCUCAUUUGGUGCGAGCAACGAUGUGGCGCCACGCCAGCCGACGAAUAUUACAAGCCGCGCGACAGACGCGCACGCUCAAGUCCCUGAUCAAGAAACGCCCGCAAGACGACGACGCCUUGCUGGACACGCUCCGAUCCUGCACGCAACUCUACGAGUCACAUAUAGCCCCAACAAAUGACACAACCAUGGGACCCUUAGAAAGGAAUUAUCAACCGACGAUGCUACCCUUCGUCCUACUCCUAGGCAACCACUCCUCCGGUAAAUCUUCCUUCGCGAACUACGCGUUAGGUCGACGAGUCCAGCAAUGUGGAGUAGCCCCAACAGAUGAUGGAUUUACGGUCAUAGCGCCCGGAGAAGAAGACGCGGACCAGGACGGCCCCGCGUUAGUAUCAGAUCCGGAUCUCGGCUUCGAGGGCCUCCGGCAAUUUGGUCCUGGUUUAGUACAACAUGCUAAAUUAAAACUGAGAACAGAUCUAGCAGCAACGAAUUUCUGUCUCAUCGAUUCGCCGGGCAUGAUCGACGCGCCUGGUGGCUCUACUCUAGAUCAUGGACAUGAAAGAGGCUACAACUUCGAGGCGUCGGUCCGUUGGUUCGCCGACCGGGCCGACGUCAUCCUGCUGUUCUUCGACCCGGACAAGCCGGGCACGACGGGCGAGACGUUGUCCGUGCUGACGAAUGCCCUGUCGGGAUGUGAUCAUAAAUUACACAUCAUCCUCAACAAAGCUGACCGCUUCGAAAAAAUUCAUGAUUUCGCGAGAGCCUACGGGGCGCUGUGCUGGAACCUGUCGAAGGUGAUUCCAAGAAAGGACUUGCCGCGCAUCUACACGACGUGUAUCCCGCCGGCCGAAGGGGAAGUGCGCGAGGGCCACGGCGACUUAGCGAACGGUCUGGAAGAUUUGCGACGAACUAGAGAUGAUGUCAUGGCCGAGGUGUUUCGUGCGCCGACGCGUCGAGUGGACAACGCCGUUACUAGACUACGAGAUGCGGCUUCCGUGCUCUUGAUGCAUUUAGAUGUGUGUUCCGCGGCUCGGAGCGCGCGGCGGAAGGAGUUGUUUGCGUUGUAUGCCCCUUCAGUGUUAGCGGCGGCCGCAUGUGUAAGUGGCGCCGGCGGGUUGUUCGUUGCCGGUGCGGUCUCGCCUGCCGUUGCUUGUGGCGCGGGCGGCUUGGCGGCGACGGCCGGUCUACACUACCUAAACGCGAAGAACUGCCGGCGGAAUCUCGAAAGGCUGGACUCGCAGGAGGGCCUGGAUUCGUUGUACCGCAAGAUCUACGCCAAGGAGAGCGUGCGGGGCGACGGCGAGUCGCUCGCGACGUGGCACGUCGUCCGGCAGCAUCUGCUCGAGAAGGUCGUCCCCGUCGGCGGCGCGGCGUUGGCGCCGGCGGCGCCCAUGGGCGCGCACAAGAAGCUCCGGAAGAUUUUAGAUGUGGAGGCGCCGCGGCUGCGGCGGCAGGCGGCGCCGGCGACCUACCCGAACGUGCGGCACGACGACGGGUCCGAGGCGGCGGUGCCGUGACUAAUGUAACAUUAAAACAUCUUACGUC
This is a messenger RNA of Pelagomonas calceolata, 1722 nucleotides long. Lineage: Eukaryota; Pelagophyceae; Pelagomonadales; Pelagomonadaceae. The record is from the annotation of a GenBank genome assembly.